Messenger RNA from Portunus trituberculatus (swimming crab), 921 nucleotides. RefSeq names its product piggyBac transposable element-derived protein 3-like. The transcript is spliced from 5 exons. Bases 118 to 921 code for a protein of 267 amino acids. Lineage: Eukaryota; Metazoa; Arthropoda; Malacostraca; Decapoda; Portunidae. Gene Ontology annotation, molecular function: sequence-specific DNA binding. The record is from RefSeq and is a predicted model, not a curated record.
CGCCUACCGUUACCAUAUGGUCACAGUUUUCAGUGCGCACUUUAAGUGACAACAGAUCUCUAGCAUGUUAUCCGUUUCAAAUUUCCCACCAAAUGAAGAAUGCCUGGCAUUGGCUAAAUGAAAUAUCACAUCACUACCGUCAUCUUAUUCCUUAGUCUGGCACAAGCAGCUGAAGUGUGCAGACGCUUCUUCUCGCCAUCCACCAUGGCUCAAUCGAAAAGGAACUUAACAGUGGACGAGAUACUUCAAGAACUGGAAGAUGAUGAAAAGGACAUUAGUAGGCUGUACAUUGAACCUCCAGAGCCAAAUGUCGAGUCAGAUGAAGAUUCUGCUGAUGAAGACGAAGGGGGAAUGCUCGACAAUUUGACUGGCAGACAGUUACGUGCUGGAGCUGAGGUAUUAUUUGCAAACAAUGCACGAACACAGCUUGACCCUGAACUAUCUACUGAUGAUGCAGAAGGUGAUAAUUGUAAACCUAGUAAGAAAAAUGAAAAACGGAAACGGAAUCAACGUAAACAACGCAAGUGGGGAAAACAUGACCUGUGCAACUCAUUGUCUCAUUUCCUGAAUUUCAAGAAUGAACCUGACCCUGCAGUAACUAAGGCCGAGCUGAAAGUGUUUAUUGCAGUUUUGAUUCUCUCUGGGUACAAUAGGCUGCCAGGAAAAAGGUUUUACUGGGAUUCAGGUCCAGACAUGAGAAAUGAGAUGGUUCAUGCAGCUAUUAGGAGAGACAGGACUCAUGCCAAUCUCUUUGGACAGUUGCUAAGAGAGUCACCUCCUCGUGGUCCUGCUGGAAAGUCUCUGGCCUGGGUCUUCCCGCCACCCCAGGCUGUUUUCAGUCGGUCAGAGAACCAAGUACACUCUCUCCUUCUGUGUGGGCACACAGAGGUAGCGCAGUCAGCUAUCAAAAGGCCUUAUUGA